Messenger RNA from Quercus lobata, 516 nucleotides. Its product is annotated as acanthoscurrin-2-like. Bases 1 to 516 code for a protein of 171 amino acids. The transcript has 2 exons. NCBI's taxonomy places the organism in Eukaryota, Viridiplantae, Streptophyta, Magnoliopsida, Fagales, Fagaceae. The record is from RefSeq and is a predicted model, not a curated record.
AUGAAUGAGGAUAUAGAAAUUGACUCACAACUUUUGAGAACAUCUCAAAAUACUCUUGUGUCAGUUUCUGAUUCUUCAACUUUUGGAGUUAAAAAAAAUUACUUGUUAACACUAGACGAUUAUUUGCUAUCAUGUGACGGUGGCGACGGAAGAGUUGGUAGUGGUGGCGGUGGCGACGACAACGGAAGAGUCGGUGGUGGUGGAAGAGUCAAUGGCGGCGGUAGUGGCAAUGGUAGCAAUUGCGGUGGCGAUGGAAGAGUUGAUGGCGGCAACGUUUCUGAUUCAACUUUUGGAGUUAAAAAAAAUUACUUGUUAACACUAGACGAUUAUUUGCUAUCAUGUGACGGUGGCGACGGAAGAGUUGGUAGUGGUGGCGGUGGCGACGGCAACGGAAGAGUCGGUGGUGGUGGAAGAGUCAAUGGCGGCGGUAGUGGCAAUGGUAGCAAUUGCGGUGGCGAUGGAAGAGUUGAUGGCGGCAACGGUAGUGGCAGCAAUAGUGGUUGCGAGUGGUUGUGA